ACCCUAACACUAUACUGCAUAGGAAAAAUGGGCAUUUCGUCAUCUUUCGUAGUCCUACCUUUGAUGGCCUCGGAAUUAUAUCCCACAGUGGUCCGAGGACUCGGUAUGAGCUUGAGUUCCGUCGUUGGAAUGCUUGGACCCAUUUUUAUACCUCUAGUGAAUUAUCUGGGUUCGGAUAUGCUGAUUUUACCUUUGAUAAUUAUGGGGACGCUGCUGAUAACAGGUGGAACUUUAUCACUUCUAUUACCUGAGACUCUUCACCAGCAUCUCCCUCAGACUUUGCAAGAUGCAGAAAAAUCACCGCUCGACUGUUUCUCCUUUUGUUCCACACCAAUCAAAAAUAAACAAGAUUUUUCCAUUUUUGAAACCACUUUGUAAAACUGUAUUUUUAUUAAAUUAUAUAUGAUAAUUU
Phaedon cochleariae (mustard beetle) is the source of this 412-nucleotide messenger RNA. Lineage: Eukaryota; Metazoa; Arthropoda; Insecta; Coleoptera; Chrysomelidae. The record is from the annotation of a GenBank genome assembly.